This is a messenger RNA of Vicugna pacos (alpaca), 1870 nucleotides long. The record is from RefSeq and is a predicted model, not a curated record. Lineage: Eukaryota; Metazoa; Chordata; Mammalia; Artiodactyla; Camelidae.
AUCUUGUGGGAGCGAAACCAACGCCUGCCUCCGAGCAGCAGCAGCGCCGCGGCCGCCGAGGUACAGUGCAAGCCCAUGCCCUCCUCUGCCUGGAUUGCAGUGAGAGCCCUUGGUUCUGUUGCUCCAGAAAGGCCCCUUGACUCCUGCAGGGCUGAGCGUUUCUCUGGCCAUUGUUGCUCCCACCAGUCUACAGCAUGGGGAAUAUCUUUGCGAACCUCUUCAAGGGCCUUUUUGGCAAGAAAGAAAUGCGCAUUCUUAUGGUGGGCCUGGAUGCUGCGGGAAAGACCACCAUCCUGUACAAGCUGAAGCUGGGUGAAAUUGUGACCACCAUUCCCACAAUAGGCUUCAACGUGGAGACUGUGGAGUACAAGAACAUCAGCUUCACCGUGUGGGACGUGGGCGGCCAGGACAAGAUCCGGCCUCUGUGGCGCCACUACUUCCAGAACACACAAGGUCUCAUCUUUGUGGUUGACAGCAAUGACAGAGAGCGUGUGAACGAGGCCCGCGAGGAGCUCAUGAGGAUGCUGGCAGAAGAUGAGCUCAGGGACGCAGUUCUGCUCGUGUUUGCUAACAAACAGGACCUCCCCAAUGCCAUGAAUGCAGCCGAGAUCACGGACAAGCUGGGCCUACACUCUCUGCGCCACAGGAACUGGUACAUUCAGGCCACCUGUGCCACCAGCGGGGACGGGCUCUAUGAGGGACUGGACUGGCUGUCCAAUCAGCUCCGGAACCAGAAGUGAGCUGUGCUCCUCUCUCCUCCCCUCUCACUCCCUCCUUCUACCCUCGCUUUACUCUCAUGUGGCAAACGUGCCCCUGUGGUGUGAGUGCCAGAAGCUGUCUCCAUGGUUGGUCACAGUGUGCUUCACCAUGCUGUAAAUGUGCAGACGCAGCCUGCAACUGGGUUUUUAUUUAAUGUAAAUAGUUUUUGUUUCCAAUGAGGCAGUUUCUGGUACUCCUAUGCAAUAUUACUCAGCUUUUUUUAUUGUAAAGAAAAUCAACCCACUGUUUAGUACUGAGAAGGGAUUUUAGGCACACGGGUCAUCCAGGAGUCGCUGUUUCAGACGAGCCCAAUGCUCCUCCUCUGGGCUUUAGAUCUGUGUUGAGAUCCAUUUUGGUGGUUGGUUUUUAACCCAAACUCAGUGCAUUUUUUAAAAUAGUUACAAAUACAAGAUAAGGAGAACACUUGAACACACAGAAGGGAGAAAUGUGCCUAGUGUAGGUUCUGCAGUAAUGGCCUGAGCCCAGUCCACCAGUGGUCUUUUUCCCCUUGGGAACAUGAAACGGGGCAGAACCAGCCAUGAUCCAUUCUGCAUGGUCACAAUAGGGUCCCUGUGAUUCGCUCUGUCUCGGGUCACCCCACACCCCAUAGCGUUUGUGCUUGUGUUUGUGCUUACACAGCGGCCCAGGAGAUGGGCUGGAGGCUGCAGCCCCCGCUCUCAGACCCCCUGGAGAGACCCCGGCCUUCUCUUGGGUCAGCACGGGCACUUGGGUCAGAACGCUCUCGCUGGCCUGCCCUGGGCCCUCUGGGGUCUCACCAGCAGGAGCGUGGGCAGUCACCCUAGAGCCCCAGCCCCUCAGAGCCCCUGUCUACAUGUGCUUUCACCCCCUCAGCCUGCAAGGGUCGGAUUUGCCAUUGAAAAUGAGAACCUCUACUUUUUUCUUUUGUAUUUUGAUAAACACUGAAGAAGCUGGAGCUGUUAAACUUUAUCUUGGGGAAAACCUCAGAACUGGUUUAUUUGGUGUCGUGGAACCUCUUACUGCUUUCAAUACACGAUUAGUAAUCAACUGUUUUGUAUACUUGUUUUCAGUUUUCAUUUCGACAAACAAGCACUGUAAUUACAGCUAUUAGAAUAAAAUCUCUUAACUAUUU